CGCUAAGCUUCCGCGAAACUCGCCGCGAGAGCCAGCAGAUCCCGAGAAUUCGACACGGUGAAAUUAAUUAAACGUCGACACAUGCGCCUGAUACGGUGCCAUCGAAAUUUCGAGAUUUGGCUGCUGUGAGGAUCAACGAUAACAUGAAUCUAGAGGAGUAUCGCAAACAUGGAAAAGAAAUGGUGGAUUAUAUCGCCGAUUAUCUGGCGAACAUUCGAUCUCGACGCGUUUACCCUGCGGUUUCCCCGGGUUACCUGAGGAACGUUCUACCCUCGUCGGCACCGGUGGACGGUGAACCAUGGGAGGACAUUUUCGCGGACAUCGAGAGGUGCAUCAUGCCAGGAGUGACGCAUUGGCAGAGUCCGCACAUGCACGCCUAUUUUCCAGCCCUGAAUUCACCUGCUAGCCUGCUAGCCGACAUGCUGGCCGACGCGAUCAAUUGUCUUGGAUUUACUUGGGCUUCGAGUCCUGCGUGCACAGAGCUAGAGACAAUCGUAAUGAACUGGCUGGGGAAAAUGAUCGGGCUGCCAGAAGAAUUCCUGCAUCGUCCAGGGGGAUCCGGAGGUGGUGGCGUGAUACAAACAACCGCAUCAGAAGCAACCCUCGUUUGCUUGCUCGCAGCAAGAACCCGAGCCAUUAGAGACGUGCAGCAAAACGAGCCGGACCGUUUACCCGCUGAGAUUAAUUCGCGUCUUGUCGCGUAUUGCUCCGACCAGGCUCAUUCCAGCGUGGAGAAGGCUGGAUUAAUUGGCUUGGUUCGAAUGAAGUACAUCGAAUCCGAUGACGAACUCAGCAUGAGAGGGGAGACGUUGUUAGAAGCAAUAUCGCACGACAGGGCUGAGGGUUUGCUCCCCUUUUUCGUUUGCGCUACUUUGGGUACGACCGGUGCGUGUGCUUUCGACAAUCUCAAAGAAGUCGGCCAAGUGUGUGAACAAAAUGGACUCUGGCUGCACGUGGAUGCAGCUUACGCAGGCAGCGCGUUCGUGUGCCCUGAAUUCCGUGGCUGGCUUCAAGGAAUAGAGUACGCCGAUUCGAUUGCGUUUAAUCCUAGCAAAUGGCUGAUGGUGCAUUUCGACUGCACCGCCAUGUGGGUGAAAAGUAGCCAGGCACUCCACAGAACUUUUAACGUGGACCCGCUGUAUCUGAAGCAUGAGAAUUCAGGCCUUGCUAUCGAUUAUAUGCACUGGCAAAUCCCGUUGUCAAAGAGAUUCAGAGCGUUGAAACUGUGGUUCGUGAUUAGAAAUUACGGAAUCACUGGCCUUCAGAAGCAUAUUCGAGAGGGCGUCAGGCUGGCACAAAAGUUCGAGGCGCUAGUCUUGGCAGACGCGCGUUUCGAAAUUCCCGCGACGAGGCAUUUGGGGCUUGUGGUGUUUCGUCUUCGCGGAGAAAAUAGUUUGACUGAACGUUUGCUGAAGAAGAUGAACUCGAGGGGUCGCGUCCACUGUGUACCGGCUGCUUUGCAUGGCAAAUACGUGGUUCGAUUCACCGUCACCUCGACCAACACUACCAACGAGGAUAUAUUAAGAGACUGGGCUGAGAUUCGAAAUACCGCGAAUGAAAUCCUUGGAGACACCUCGACUUCUCCUGUACGAGCGAGAGUUCCACUUGCAGAAAGCUCAGAUACCCGAGAGAAGAACGAGAAUUUUGGAUCGAGUUUGCUGUUGGCCAAUUCUCCGAUGUCACCGAAAAUCGUGAAUGGCAGCUUCGCCGCGAUAUACGACACUGCGGAUGUGUUCGAGGAAUGCACGAAAGCCUUUGGUCAAUUACGACUCGAAGCUAGAGACAGUCCAGCCAUGCGUCGUCGAAUUCGAGGAAUACUGAUGUCAGGGAAACAAUUCUCCUUGGAUUCUCGCAUGGAUCUUGUACAGGGAUACGCUUGUUGCCGCCCAGCUAUAGAACUGGCCUCCGAGUUACCGCUGCAAGAGGACGAAGAUCUUGGAACUGAGACUGGAACUGAUUCUAAUGAAUGUGCAGACGACCCAGGCGAGUGUUCAAGCACCCGACCGCAGGUGCAAGAACCAGAAGAAGCAGAGAAAUCGUUCAAAAGACAAGCUUCUAAAUCUCGCUCGAACUACACCGUGAACGGCUCUGUAAAAGGUACUCAAGACUGCUCGAAUACCCUAACAGCGAUGAUCUCGACGGAAGGCAGUCUUCCAAGGAGCGAAACGAUAGCCGCGAUUGGUCAUCGAGCAUACACCGGCGACCUGUCGACGAUUGACAGCCAACAGGGGAAUCCUGGGAAAGGAAAGGAUGACAGCGCGGAUGACACGGCUGUCUGCAGGAAAUGCGGCCACUGUAUGAAAAAGGAAUAAAAUUAGCGGAAUAAACGUAACUGUUAUCGCGUCACCGUGUGUACUCCUUCGAUGUCUUCGAUGGAUUCUAUGUUGUUCAGAUUCAAGCGUGGCGCCACGCAGGCCACGCGACAAAUUGUUGGAAAGAAAGUAAUCAGCUGCGAUAAUAAAUCUGAA
This is a messenger RNA of Eufriesea mexicana, 2468 nucleotides long. It is a transcript of the gene Hdc, whose product is annotated as histidine decarboxylase. Gene Ontology annotation, biological process: histamine biosynthetic process; L-histidine catabolic process. The record is from RefSeq and is a predicted model, not a curated record. Gene Ontology annotation, molecular function: histidine decarboxylase activity; pyridoxal phosphate binding. NCBI's taxonomy places the organism in Eukaryota, Metazoa, Arthropoda, Insecta, Hymenoptera, Apidae. The transcript has 17 exons. Bases 144 to 2312 code for a protein of 722 amino acids. Gene Ontology annotation, cellular component: cytoplasm.